AUGUCGAACGCAUCAUCAUCCACAGUCACAGAUGGGGAUCCGGAAAAACAGGAGCAGCAAGACAGACGGGUCCGCUCCCCAGGUGGAACGCCCCAACGGAGCCACUACGAGGGAGGAGUGACUGGAACCGACGGAUAUACAGAUGGCCAUACGGAGAAAGAUGAGGAGCUGAAGGAGUGGCAGUGCUACGACAAACUGGGAUAUUCAUAUCCAUGGUACAAGAAAUGGAGUAUUAUCUCUGUUGUUUUUGCUGUGCAAUUAUCCAUGAACUGGAAUGCCAGUUUCUACGCCAGCAGCAUCAAGCUCUACUCCAAGCACUUCAAGAUAUCGGAGCAAGCUGCUCGUGUUGGACAGAUGGACUUCCUCAUCGCCUAUGCCUUCGGAUGCGAGUUCUGGGCCCCAUUCAGUGAGGAAUUUGGCCGAUGGCCUAUCAUGCAACUGAGUCUAUUUCUGGUCAAUAUUUGGCAGAUACCUUGUGCACUAGCGCCCAACUUUGGAACAAUUGUUGUUUGUCGUCUGCUUGGUGGUGUUUCCUCUGCAGGUGGCUCAGUGACACUGGGUAUGGUGGCCGAUAUGUGGGAAGCAGAGGAGCAGCAAUGGGCCGUCGCAUAUGUUGUGUUAUCCUCGGUGACAGGCUCUGUCCUCGCGCCCAUUGUGGGUGGUUUUGUCGCCACAUACCUCGAUUGGCAUUGGAACUUCUGGCUGCAGCUGAUUCUGGGAGGAUUUGUGCAGAUCAUGCAUAUGUUUGUCCCCGAAACACGAUGCAGCAUUCUCAUCACGAGGGAGGCGAGGAAGAGACGGGCGCAAGGCCAGAUGGUUUACAGCGGUGACGAGCUGAAGAAGAGUCGUUUGACCUUACGAUAUAUUCUCAUGAUCUGGGCCCGUCCUUUCAUCAUGUUUGUUCGUGAGCCGAUUGUCUUGUGUCUGGCGCUUUUCAGCGGUUUCAGUGACGCCUUGAUCUUCAUCUUCUUGCAAUCUUACACCCCGGUAUACAAGCAAUGGAAUUUCAGUACCAUUGACACUGGCUUGGCAUUCAUCCCGAUUCUCAUCGGUUACUUCAUCGCGUAUUUUUCCUUCUUGCCAUGGAUCUUCCAUCACAACAAUGUCCGCAGAAAAGACCCCGAUGGUCUACAACCAGAGGCUCGUCUUUACUGGUUAUUAUGGGUCGCACCUCUUUUGACAAUUGGACUCUUCGGAUUUGCAUGGACUAGUCUGGGUCCACCGCAUGUCCAUUGGAUUGCACCCAUGAUUUUCUCAUGUCUCAUUGCCAUAGCCAAUUUCUCAAUUUAUAUGGCUACAGUCGAUUACAUGAUUGCUUCAUAUGGCCCAUACGCCGCAUCGGCAACUGGAGGCAAUGGAUUCGCUCGCGAUUUCCUCGCUGGAGUAGCUGCCAUUUACUCUUCACCAAUGUAUUCUAACAUGGGUACCACCCAUAAGCUUGAAUGGCCUUCUACCCUUCUCGGAUGCCUGGCCAUUAUAUUCACUAUUCCCAUAUACGUGUUUUACUGGUAUGGACCAACUAUUCGUGAGAAAUGUCCUUUCGCACAGACUUUGGCUUCGGAUAGGAAGAAGGCUGGGCGCAGAAUUUCUCAAUGUGGCUCUGGCGAUCCGGACCCUGUGGAACGAUAUUUGUCGGGUAGUAAUGAUGAUACUCGCAGUGAAAGUCGCCAUGGAAGUCGCCAUGAAAGUCGUGCUGACAGACAAUAG
Molecule: messenger RNA, 1707 nt
Organism: Penicillium pulvis
Lineage: Eukaryota; Fungi; Ascomycota; Eurotiomycetes; Eurotiales; Aspergillaceae
Product: putative MFS multidrug transporter
Exons: 5
Coding region: 1-1707 (568 amino acids)
Biological process (GO): transmembrane transport
Molecular function (GO): transmembrane transporter activity
Source: RefSeq, a predicted model, not a curated record